AUGCCACCGAAGACGACCGAGUCCACGUGGCUCCACGGGACGGUGGCUGGCAACGAGAGCGAGGCGGCUGCUCCGGGGACCUCGUCCCCGCAGCCUGUGGCGGUAUUCGCCAUACGCUGCGUGAUCCCCUCGCUCUACCUGCUCAUCAUGGCCGUGGGCUUGCUGGGCAACUUCACGUUGCUGAAGAUCUUCGCCGCCCGGAGCGCCGCCCGGAGCGUGCCCAACAUCUUCAUCUCCAGCCUGGCCGCCGGAGACCUGCUGCUGCUGCUCACCUGCGUCCCGGUCGACGCCUCCCGCUUCUUCCUCGAGGACUGGCUCUUCGGCGAGGUGGGCUGCAAGCUGCUGCCGGCCAUUCAGCUGACCUCCGUGGGCGUUUCCGUCUUCACCCUCACCGCCCUCAGCGCCGACAGGUACAAGGCCAUUGUAAAUCCAAUGGAUAUUCAAGCACCCAAUGCAGUCCUCUGGACUUGUAUUAAAGCAAUUGGCAUCUGGAUAAUUUCCAUCUUGCUAGCAGUCCCUGAAGCUGUUUUCUCUGAAGUGGCACACAUCAAUGAUGCAGAUAAUGUCAGCUUCACAGAAUGUAUGCGCUAUCCCUUGAAGGAUGAUCUGCACCCAAAGAUUCAUUCGGUGAUGAUACUUUUGGUAUAUCUUCUUAUCCCACUCACCAUCAUUAGUAUUUAUUACUACCAUAUUGCAAAGACAUUAAUUAAGAGUGCACACAAUCUGCCAGGAGAAUAUAGUGAACAAUCUAAAAAACAGAUGGAAACUCGAAAACGGCUGGCCAAGAUUGUACUGGUUUUCGUUGGGCUGUUUGCUGUGUGCUGGCUGCCAAAUCAUGUGCUAUACAUGUACCGGUCUUUCAAUUAUCGUAAGAUUGACCCAUCCCUCAGUCACAUGGUUAUUACUUUGUUGGCUCGAGUGCUGAGCUUCAGCAAUUCAUGUGCCAACCCAUUUGCCCUGUACUUCCUCAGUGAGAGUUUUCGGAGACACUUCAAUAGCCAACUUUGCUGCUGCAGGAGGCAUCCUCAACCAAGGCCUACCAGCUACAUGACCAAUUCUUCAGCCAUUCGAAUGUCUUCAUUGGAGAACCAUGCAAGGCACACUGUUGCUAUGACAACCCUGCUGAAUGGGCAUACUCCUAAACAAGAGAUGUCAUUGUGA
This is a messenger RNA of Pseudonaja textilis, 1161 nucleotides long. It is a transcript of the gene NMBR, whose product is annotated as neuromedin B receptor. Gene Ontology annotation, biological process: bombesin receptor signaling pathway. The record is from RefSeq and is a predicted model, not a curated record. Gene Ontology annotation, molecular function: bombesin receptor activity. NCBI's taxonomy places the organism in Eukaryota, Metazoa, Chordata, Lepidosauria, Squamata, Elapidae. Gene Ontology annotation, cellular component: plasma membrane.